Molecule: messenger RNA, 6321 nt
Organism: Neomonachus schauinslandi (Hawaiian monk seal)
Lineage: Eukaryota; Metazoa; Chordata; Mammalia; Carnivora; Phocidae
Gene: KIF26B
Product: kinesin family member 26B
Exons: 15
Coding region: 1-6321 (2106 amino acids)
Biological process (GO): microtubule-based movement
Molecular function (GO): microtubule motor activity; microtubule binding; ATP binding
Source: RefSeq, a predicted model, not a curated record
AUGAAUUCGGUAGCCGGGAAUAAAGAGAGGCUGGCGGUUUCCAGCAGGGGCAAGAAAUAUGGGGUGAAUGAAGUCUGCUCGCCCACCAAGCCCGCGGCGUCCUUCUCCCCCGAGAGCUGGUACCGGAAAGCGUACGAGGAGUCGCGCGCCGGCAGCCGGCCCACCCCCGAGGGCGCGGGUUCGGCGCUCGGCUCGUCGGGGACCCCGUCCCCCGGCUCGGGCACCUCGUCCCCGAGCUCCUUUACGGGCUCCCCGGGCCCCACCUCCCCGGGCAUCGGUACCAGCUCGCCGGGCUCCCUGGGCGGCUCGCCGGGCUUCGGCACCGGCUCCCCGGGCUCGGGAAGCGGCGGCGGCUCCUCCCCCGGCUCAGACCGCGGCGUCUGGUGCGAGAACUGCAACGCCCGCCUGGUGGAGCUGAAGAGGCAGGCGCUGAAGCUGCUGCUCCCGGGGCCCUUCCCCGGCAAGGACCCUGCUUUCUCGGCUGUGAUUCACGACAAGCUCCAGGUCCCCAACACCAUCCGGAAAGCAUGGAAUGACAAGGACAACCGCUGUGACGUCUGUACCACACACCUGAACCAGCUGAAGCAGGAGGCCAUCCAGAUGGUGCUGACCUUGGAACAGGCAGCUGACAGCGAGCACUACGAAGGCUCCCCUGGCUCGCCCCCACCGCUCUCCAACAUGCCCACCCUGCUGGGGCCCCGGCCCGGGGGUGGGCUCCAGCAGCCCAGAGAGUGGGCCUUCGUGCCUGCCCCGUGUGCCUCCUCCAACUACACGGCUUUCAUCAGCAACAAGCAUAGCAGCAAACCCAACAGCCUCGGGGUCAGCAAUGGGGCCGAGAAGAAAAGUGGGUCCCCAACCCAACAGGCCAAGGUCAGUCUCCAGAUGGCCACCAGUCCCAGCAAUGGGAACAUCCUCAACUCAGUGGCCAUCCAGGCUCACCAGUACCUGGACGGCACCUGGUCCCUGUCGAGAACCAAUGGGGUCACCCUGUAUCCAUACCAGAUCUCCCAGCUGAUGACAGAGACAGGCCGGGAGGGGCUGACCGAGGCGGUGCUGAAUCACUACAACGCGGACAAGCCUUCGGCCUGUGGCAUCCCAGCCUCCCAGGGCUCCUGCGUGGUCAACGAGACUUCGCCAGGCCCCUCGGUGGCCGCUUCCUUCUUUGCCAGAGCUGCCCAGAAGUUAAAUCUGUCUUCUAAAAAGAAGAAGCACCGACCUUCCACAUCGUGUGUGGCCGAGCCCCCUCUCUUUGCCACCAGCUUCAGCGGUAUUCUGCAGACCUGCCCUCCACCGGCCCCACCCUGUCUGCUGCGGGCUGUCAGCAAGGUGAAGGACACGCCAGGCCUGGGCAAGGUGAAAGUCAUGCUUCGCAUUUGCUCCACACUGGCUCGAGAUACCUCAGAAUCCAGCUCCUUCUUAAAGGUGGACCCACGGAAGAAGCAGAUCACCCUGUAUGACCCCCUGACAUGUGGAGGUCAAAAUGUCUUCCAAAAGAGAGGCAACCAAGUUCCUCCUAAGAUGUUCGCCUUUGAUGCUGUUUUUCCACAAGAUGCUUCUCAGGCUGAAGUGUGUGCUGGAACCGUGGCAGAGGUGAUCCAGUCUGUGGUCAACGGGGCGGACGGCUGUGUGUUCUGUUUCGGCCACGCCAAGCUGGGGAAAUCCUACACCAUGAUUGGAAAGGACGAUUCCAUGCAGAACCUUGGCAUCAUCCCCUGUGCUAUCUCUUGGCUCUUCAAGCUGAUCAAUGAACGCAAGGAGAAGACUGGAGCCCGGUUCUCGGUGCGGAUCUCAGCUGUGGAAGUGUGGGGCAAAGAAGAGAACCUGCGGGACCUGCUGGCCGAGGUGGCCACGGGCAGCCUGCAGGAUGGCCAGUCCCCGGGAGUGUACCUGUGUGAGGACCCCAUCUGUGGCACGCAGCUGCAGAACCAGAGCGAACUGCGGGCGCCCACGGCCGAGAAGGCCGCCUUCUUCCUGGACGCUGCCAUUGCCUCACGCUGGGGCAGCCGGCAGGACUGUGACGAGGACGACCACCGCAACUCGCACAUGCUCUUCACCCUGCACAUCUACCAGUACCGCAUGGAGAAGAGCGGGAAAGGGGGAAUGUCUGGAGGCCGUAGCCGCCUGCACCUCAUUGACCUCGGCAGCUGUGUGAAAGCUCUUAGCAAAAAUCGGGAAGGAGGCUCAGGGCUAUGCCUCUCACUGUCCGCUCUGGGCAAUGUCAUCCUGGCUCUUGUCAACGGCAGCAAACACAUCCCCUACAAAGAGAGCAAGCUCACCAUGCUGCUGCGGGAGUCCCUAGGGAACGUGAACUGCCGCACCACCAUGAUUGCGCACAUCUCGGCCGCCGCCGGCAGCUACGCUGAAACCCUGUCCACCAUCCAGAUCGCCUCGAGGGUCUUGAGGAUGAAGAAAAAGAAAACGAAGUACACGUCGAGCUCCUCUGGCGGGGAGAGCUCCUGUGAAGAAGGCCGGAUGCGCAGGCCCACCCAGCUGCGGCCCUUCCAGGCCAGGGCCGCGGCGGAGCCAGACUUCCCCAGCCCUCAGCUGCCCAGUGAGCCCGACUACUCCUCCAGCAGUGAGCAGUCCUGCGACACAGUCAUCUACAUCGGGCCCAACGGCACGGCCCUGUCGGACAAGGAGCUCACAGACAACGAGGGCCCCCCCGACUUUGUCCCCAUCGUGCCGGCCCUGCAGAAGGUCCAGGGCGACAGCCGGCCCGCAGAGGCCAGUGGGGCCGUGGCCAGCAAAUCGGAAAGGGACUGCUUGAAGUGCAACACGUUUGCCGAGCUGCAGGAGAGGCUGGGCUGCAUCGACGGCAGCGAAGAGCCCAGUCGGUUUCCUUUCGAAGAGCUGCCUGCCCAGUUUGGGGCAGAGCAGGCCAGCAAGUGUGCCCCGUCAGGCCAGGCGGCCGGGGCAAGCCCACUCUGUGCGUCCGACAGGGAAGAUGACGGGUCCGACGGCCAGCCCACCGACAGAGAAGGCACCGCCCCUCCCGCCUCCAAGAUGCAGAGAAAUCACUCACCCGGCCCGGCCCCUGCCCCUGGCCCCGCGCCGCCCAGCAGCCCCAGCCCUGCCUCGCCCAGGAGCAUCCCGGGCAGCAGCAGCGAGCACAGCGCGGCCAGCCUCCAGAGCAGCCGAGAAAGCCUGAACUCCUGCGGCUUUGUGGAAGGCAAGCCCAGGCCGAUGGGCUCCCCGCGGCUGGGCAUCGCCAGCCUGUCCAAGACCUCAGAGUACAAGCCGACCAGCUCUCCCUCCCAGAGAUGCAAAGUCUACACCCAGAAGGGCGUCCUGCCUUCUCCUGCCCCCCUGCCUCCACUGAGCAAGGGUUCCGGCCUGCUCUCUAGCGAGUCCCUGAUGCAGCCUGAGGUGCGCACCCCCCCAGUCGGAAUGAGCCCCCAGGUCUUGAAGAAAUCCAUGUCCGCUGGGAGCGAGGGGUUCCCCGAAAGCCCUGGCGAGGACGAGCCUCAGGCAGUGACUUCCCCGGAUUCUAAGAAGGAGAUCCUGAGCACCACGCUGGUGACGGUGCAGCAGCCACUGGAGCUGAACGGUGAGGACGAGCUGGUGUUCACGCUGGUAGAGGAGCUGACCAUCAGCGGGGUCCUGGGCGGUGGCCGCCCCACCAGCAUCAUCAGCUUCAACAGCGACUGCUCCGUGCAGGCCCUGGCCUCGGGCUCCCGGCCUGUCAGCAUCAUCGGCAGCAUCAGCGAGGACCUGGAGUGCUACUCCAGCGUGGCGCCCGUCUCCGAGGUCAGCAUCACGCAGUUCCUGCCCCUCCCGAAGCUGACCCUGGACGAGAAGGCCUGCGAGGCCGGGAGCAGACGUUCAUCCAUCAGCUCCUGGCUGAGCGAGAUGAGCGCCGGCAGUGAUGGGGAGCAGUCCUGCCACAGUUUCAUAGCCCAGACGUGCUUCGGGCACGGGGAGGCCAUGGCAGAGCCCCCGGCCUUGGAGCUCGGCGGCAGCAUCCAGAACAGUGCCGUGGUGUGUCGGGAGAAGCCCAAGGCAGGCCCCGACAAUUUGCUCAUCUUGCCUGACGUGAGCGAAGACUCUUUCAACAAGGCGGCCCCCAUCAAAGGCUGCAAGAUCUCCACGCUGGGCAAAGCCAUGGUCACCAUCUCCAACACGGCAAAUCUGGGCGGCUGCGAGGGCUACAUCCCCAUGAAGACCAACAUUACAGUCUACCCCUGCAUCGCCAUGAGCCCCCGGCCUGUCCAAGAGCCCGAGGCGUCCAUCGCCCCCACCGUCAGCUCAGCGCCCAGAGCAGCGCAGGCCCAGGACAGCAGGGAGACUGGUGCAAAGACAGAGAUGAAAUUUGAGGAUCCUUGGCUAAAACGAGAAGAGGAGGUCAAAAAAGAGAGUGCCUAUCCCAGUGAAGAGGGGACUGGGUGUGAGGCUGCCACAGGCCCCCCGAAGCCCGAGGCCAGGGCAGAACAAGACAGGAAGGCCAGCCCCGGGGACAGGCUGAGCAGCAGCAGCAGUGAGGUGUCCGCCUCACCAGGGAGCGACACCUUCAGAAGGGUGGUGGAUGGCUGUGAGAUGGCCCUGCCCGGCGCAGCGGCCCAGAGCCCUGUGCACCCCAACAGGAGCCUCAAGUCAAGCAGCCUGCCCAGGGCUUUCCAGAAGGCCAGCAGACAGGAGGAACUGGGCAGCCUGUUCUACCACUGCGCCGCGGAGACCAACGGGCUGGGCUCGCCCCCCUGCAAGGCAACCCCGGAGAGGAAGGUGGCGUCACCCAAGCACGGAGUCCUGGCUCGGCCCAAAGGGACGCCCCCUCUGCCGCCGGUCCGCAAGUCCAGCCUGGACCAGAAGAACCGGGCCAGCCCCCAGCACAGCGCCUGCAGCAGCAGCACCGGCAGCCCCUCGCACCCCUCGCACCCGCCGGCGCCCUUCCUGGCCGCGUUCCCGGACGAGGCCGGCGGCAGGCUGAAGGAGGCCAGCAGCAGCAGGCUCUUCAGUGCUAAGCUGGAGCAGCUGGCCAGCAGGACCAACUCCCUGGGCCGGGCCACGGUCAGCCAUUACGAGUGCCUCUCGCUGGAGAGGGCCGAGAGCCUGUGCGCGGGCAGCUGGCGGGCGCACGCGGGCAAGGACAGCACGAUGCCCCGCGCAGGCAGGAGCCCGGGCCGUGGCGGCGCCGCCGGGGCCUCGCCCACCGCCCCGGGCCCCGCGCCGCCCCCCGCCACCUCCGCCGCCUCGUCGCCCAAGGCCGGCCCGUGCAAGAUCUCGGCCGUGAGCAAGCUCCUGCUGGCCAGCCCCAAGGCGCGCAGCCUGGCCACCGCCACCACCAAGACGCUCAGCUUCUCCACCAAGUCCCUGCCGCAGUCGGUGGGCCAGAGCCCGGGCCUGGCGGCCAGCGCCAAGCCCACGUCCUGGUCCACGCAGUCCCUGAGCCGCAGCCGGGGCGCCGGGCCCGCCUGCAAGCUGCCGCUGCGCGCCGUCAACGGGCGCAUCUCGGAGCUGCUGCAGGGCGGCGCGGGCGCGCGGGGCGCCGACGGGCGCGCGGGGGCGACGGGCGAGGAGCGGCCGGCCGCGCCCCCACUGCCCUCGCCCUACAGCAAGGUAACGCCGCCGCGCCGGCCACACCGCUGCAGCAGCGGCCACGGCAGCGACAACAGUAGCGUGCUGAGCGGCGAGCUGCCGCCCGCCAUGGGCAAGACGGCCCUGUUCUACCACAGCGGCGGCAGCAGCGGCUACGAGAGCGUGCUGCGCGACAGCGAGGCCACCGGCAGCGCCUCGUCUGCGCACGACUCCACGAGCGACAACAGCAGCUCCGUGGGCGGCCGCUGCCGCAGCCUCAAAGCCCCGAAGAAGCGCUCCAACUCAGGUUCUCAGAGACGGAGGCUCAUCCCGGCGCUGUCCCUUGAUACCCCCUCCCCUAUAAGAAAGCCCGUCAGCAGCACUGGGGUCCGCUGGGUGGACGGCCCCUUGCGCAGCACCCAGAGGGGCCUCGGGGAACCUUUUGAGAUCAAAGUCUAUGAAAUCGAUGACGUAGAGCGGCUACAGCGGCGACGUGCGGGCAGCAGCAAGGAGGUCACGUGCUUCAAUGCGAAACUGAAAAUUCUGGAGCAUCGCCAGCAGAGAAUCGCCGAGGUCCGGGCCAAGUACGAGUGGCUGAUGAAGGAGCUGGAGAUCACCAAACAGUAUCUGAUGCUGGACCCCAACAAGUGGCUCAGCGAAUUUGACUUGGAGCAGGUUUUGGAGCUGGAUUCCCUGGAGUACCUGGAGGCCCUGGAGUGCGUGACGGAGCGCUUGGAGAGCCGUGUCAACUUCUGCAAGGCCCACCUCAUGAUGAUCACCUGCUUCGACAUCACCUCCCGGCGCCGAUGA